Messenger RNA from Zophobas morio, 1130 nucleotides. RefSeq lists its product as uncharacterized. The coding region runs from base 102 to 1130 and encodes 342 amino acids. The transcript has 8 exons. Lineage: Eukaryota; Metazoa; Arthropoda; Insecta; Coleoptera; Tenebrionidae. The record is from RefSeq and is a predicted model, not a curated record.
UCGUCUUUGUGUUUUGAUUCGUUAUCCCAAGAAUUAAAAAAUUACAGUUUACCUAGUUGGUGUUUUGUGAUACUGAUAAUUCAUUUUGUGGUGUUGUGACAAUGGAAAAUGUAAAAAAAUAUUUACAAGCAUGGAGUUUGUCCCAUCUCAUUGCUAAAUUUGAAGAAGAAGCGAUAGAUGAUGAUACAUUCUCAAAAAUUAACACAGAUUCACAAGAUUUCAAAGAACUGAUUGCAAAGUAUGGGGACAGAAUUAAAUUUAAAGAAGGUUUUAGACAGUUGUACAAUAGAAUUGACGAAGAAAAUGUAAUAACAGAUAAUAACUGCUUAGAAACAAUAGUAGUUAAGACAAAUGAUGCUCCUAGUGAUACUUCAGUUUACAAAGAGACACAAGAACCCAUUCCCAGCACUAGUAAAGGCACGUGCUCUACAGUUUAUAGAGUGGAUGAUAAUUUACCUUUAGAUAUUGUACCGGUACCGUAUAAACGGUGUGAUUCGUUUUUGGAAAAACUUCCAAAUCUGGAAGUGACAUACGAGCUUGAUUUGAAAAAAUUUUUGCAAAAUUCUAUAAAAGGUCGUAAUAUAUUGGCCCAGAAAAACCAUUUAACACCGCAAUUAAGAGAUGAUCUCGUUGCAUUAUUAAACGAUCACGAUUUACUACAAGACAUUAAUUCCUAUAUUCCGACCAGAAGACUUUUACAAUUAGCCCGCCUCAUAAAGCAAGAAUUCCCGAACGAAGAUAUUUCCACAUACUAUAUACCGUAUGUUAGACAAAACAAAAAAACUGUCCAGUGUAUGAGGGGUAAAUUAGUUGAUCGUUACCAUAAUCAAAGAAAGAAGUUGAAAAAAUCUGGCGUUCUCACCACUGCGUGUCCAUCAUCAAGCCUUGAAGUUCAUGAAACUGUAGAAAUAGCGAGUAGUCAAGAUUACGAGGAUGACGUGGAAGACUUUUGUUGUUGGUUAAGGUAUAAUACAGAACCUUGGCCAGAAGUUUUGGCUAAAUGGAAGGCCACUACAUGUGUAAGAAUUCCCCGCUAUAACCAGAAUACAACCACAACUAUCCAAGAAUAUUUUCAAGAAUAUAAAAUUUUAGAAAAGUCCUUAGGUUAUCAAUUAGUAACUGGAAAUUGA